This is a messenger RNA of Protopterus annectens (West African lungfish), 15899 nucleotides long. It is a transcript of the gene SACS, whose product is annotated as sacsin molecular chaperone. Lineage: Eukaryota; Metazoa; Chordata; Ceratodontiformes; Protopteridae. Gene Ontology annotation, molecular function: Hsp70 protein binding. Bases 495 to 14243 code for a protein of 4582 amino acids. The transcript has 9 exons. The record is from RefSeq and is a predicted model, not a curated record.
UCAUGUUGGACUGGGAGAGGAAGGAAAUCUACUGUGUCAGGCACUGACUACCCCACCCCAUGUGUUUGACAGAUUUGGACAGGUUAAGUUGUGCGUGGAGCCGGAUGUAGAGUAAUGUCAAUUAUAACGGAAAGCGGUGCUAUCAAAACGGUUAGAAGGAUUUCUCAUGCAGACAAUUAGAUAUCUACAGAAGUUGGCUUAUUGUCCAAAUAUAUUCAGCCAGCAGCUGAAAUCAUUACUGUACACACAUCCCCCCUCGCCAAGCCAAACCCGCUGGAUGCCGCGAAGGACAAAAGUGGUAAAGUGAUGCCGCAGUACUUGGCUAGAACAGCAGUUACUCCAGCAGCACAUUGUAUAGCUGUGAACACCCAUUGUGUAGCUGUGAAAACCCAUUGUGUUUAAAGGCAAUACUUUCGGAUUCAUAACAAAGAGUUAAAGCUCAAUGCAUCUCUUAUUCGGCUUUCUAGCAAGAACGGCAAACCAACUCGAACGGGAUGGAAAGCAGUGAUGAUGUAAGGUUGUCAAGAAUAACAGUUGUGCAUGAAGGCAUUAGUAUCAGAACCUUUGAAGUUUCUCUCUCUACCACUGUCAAAGCCAUCAAGGAGUUAAUCUACUUUGAAACAGGUUUUCCUGUUUUGGAGCAACAGCUGUGCAAAAAUGGGAAAGAGUUAUACAAUGGGACAAAGAUUGAAGUCAUUUUAAGUUCUGGAAGCUUAAGUGCUGUCUUGACUCUGCAGGCGAAAGGACUGAAAGGAGGAGGGAAGUUUGGACAGACAACUCCACCCCUUGUUGACUUCCUCAAAGAUAUACUAAGAAGAUAUCCAGAGGGAGGACAAAUUCUUAAGGAACUGAUUCAGAAUGCUGAAGACGCUGGUGCUACAGAAGUUAAAUUUCUUUAUGAUGAAACACAGUAUGGCACUGAAUCACUGUUGUCAGAAAAUAUGGCCCAGUAUCAGGGUCCUGCACUUUAUGCAUGCAACAAUGCAGUCUUUACCUCGGAGGACUGGAAUGGUAUUCAAGAAAUAGCAAGAAGCAGAAAACGAGAUGACCCCCUCAAGGUUGGAAGAUUUGGAAUAGGAUUUAAUUCUGUGUACCACAUAACAGAUGUUCCCAGCAUCUUCAGUGGUGACCAGAUUGGCAUGUUGGAUCCUCAUCAAACCCUUUUUGGACCACGAGAGUCAGGUCAGUGUUGGAGUCUGAAAGAUGAUAUCAAAGAAAUUACUGAAUAUGAAGACCAGUUUGCACCAUAUAUUGGCAUUUUUCAAAGCACUAAAGAGACUUUUAAGGCUGGUUAUUUCCCUGGUACCCUUUUCCGCUUCCCUCUUCGAGUACAACCUUCUCAGCUUAGCAGCAAUUUAUACAGCAAGCAGAAGAUCUUAGAAUUGUUCCAGUCCUUUAUGGCAGAUGCAGAUACAGUAUUACUUUUUCUAAAAAAUGUUCAGGAUGUGUGCUUGUACAUCAGAGAAUCUGAUGGAUCAGAUAGGCUUAUUUUUAGGGUAACGGCUACUGAAAACAAGGAACUAAAGCAUGAGAGACCAAACAGUAUCAAAAUUUUAAGUUCUGCCACAGAUGAAUAUUGUAAUGGAAUUCCCUGUAAUACUUUAACAUGUGUAGCGUACAGUGUUAACAUUGUGACUAAAGAUUAUAUGGAGGAGGAGACAGAAAAGAUGUCAUGGCUUGUCUGUAACAGUGUUGGAGGCCGAGGGAUGUGCAGUAUGUUAGACUCCUUGGCAGAUGACUUAAAAUUCAUUCCUACCAUUGGAAUUGCCAUGCCUUUAACCUCAAAUGGAGGAGUGAAAGGAGCUGCAUCUGAAUUCUCAGGGAGAGCAUUUUGUUUUCUUCCUUUACCCCCUGGAGAAGAAAGUAAAACAGGACUGCCAGUUCAUAUCAGUGGUUUCUUUGGCCUGACUGACAACAGGAGGAGUAUCAAGUGGCGGGAGCUUGACCAGUGGAGAGACCCUGCAGCACUCUGGAAUGAACUUCUUGUUUUAAAUUUAGUCCCCCAUACAUACUCCAUACUAGUCUUAGAAGCAAUAAAACGGAUGAAGCUGCAAGACCACCAAAGUCUAUCUGUGUUUCCUGAAGAGAUAUAUAGGGUGUGGCCAGAUUGCAACAAAGUUCGGAUACAUUGGAAGUCUAUUUUGGAGCCUCUAUUCAAGGAGUUAAUACAGCAUGCUGUUAUUUUCUCAUUGAGUAAUAAAUGGUUAAAAGCAGACUCAGUUUAUUUUUCUGAACUAGAUGAAUGUACAGACUAUACAAAGAUAGUUCUUCACUACCUCCAGAGUUCAGGGGUUCAUGUUGCAGCAGUACCACAUAAUGUUGCUUAUGCUGUCCACUCCUCUCUUCCAGCUGGUACUGUAGUGAAAAAGGUUACCCCUGCUUUGGUGCGCCAGACAUUUCGAAAGUAUGGACACAAGGGACCUGCUGUUGAAAAACUUUACUUGCUGGAAUAUAUACUUAGAGAUGAAAACUAUAGUGAACUACUUGGACUAGAGCUGCUUCCUCUUCAGACUGGAACAUUUGUGUCUUUUUUGGCAUCUGCUGCUGAUAAGGAUGCCAUUUACAUUACAUCAGAUGAUUUCCCAAGUUCAUUGUUCCCAGGCCUUGAGGGGAAGUUUCUUGCUGAAAAUUUAAAGCCUGUAGUCCUUGCUGGCCUGAAAGAUGCUGCAAAGAGCCGUGGGCGACCAGUUACACAGCUCCAUUUCCUGACUCCUAAACACUUUGCACACCUUAUUAAAGAAAUUAUGAGAAGUCUAUGGCCUGGCAAAGACAUGGUGGUUCAGUGGUAUCCAACCAAUGAAGAGAAAAAGCAUCCAUCUGUUGCUUGGCUUAAAAUGGUAUGGAAGAUUCUAUAUAUAUAUUUCCCUGAUGACCUGAGUCAGUUUGAGGAUAUGCCCCUCAUUCCAGUGUGUCCUCUAGAAGACAAUCAAACAGAUGUAGAGCUCCUUAGACUCAGAACUCCAUCACCAGUAAUAAUAUUGGAAGAUGUAACCAAGAUGCAGCUUCAUGAAUAUUUGCCUGAGAUUAUACGUAAAAUUGGUGGGUUCAUCAUUAAAACACUGGACACAGCUGUACAACAUCCACUUCUUAAAAAGUAUGUUCUUCCUCCUCUGCCAAGUGUUGUAUUGCAGAUCAUGGAUUCAGCUUCACUGCACACAGUUUGUUCUCAAGUUGCAUCACUGCCCCCAUCUCACAAGAUUGUAUUAAGGCAAUUUUUAGCAACUUUGCCAGAAAUCAGUGUUAAAGAUAAAAGCCUACUUCAGGAGUUGAUGAUAUUUACCAGGAGUGAUAAUUCUUCAGCUAACACCCAUAUAGCCUAUGCUGCUCUACAGGGAAGUAAAGUACUACAUCCAGGUGCUAAACUUCCUCUUGCCACAAGAAUGUCUGUUUCUUUAAUAGACAGCAGUGAUGAAGCCACCAUUCGACUAGUAAACCUGCUGAAAUGUGAACAGCUAAAAAGUACAGAUUGUCUCAAGAUUAUAAUAGAAGAUACUGAGCAAGGAUUUUAUACAGUUGAAGAAGUAACAAACAUUAUGCUCUGGGUUCUUGAAAACUUGUCUUUUUUAAAAAAUGAAAAUGUGGCUGUUGUUGAUUGGCUGCGAAAUCUUAAAUUUAUUAAUACUCAAGAGAACAACUUGGUGCCAUCAAGUUACUUUUUUGAUCCUAGCAUACAAAUACUGCAAGAUCUGUUCUAUACAGAUGAAAGUACCAUGUUUCCUCCAAGUAUUUUUACAAACUCUCCAGAUGUUCUUCACUCUUUAAGGCAGAUAGGCUUAAAAAGUGAAUCACAACUAAGUCAGGACAAUAUAUUGCAUGUUGCAAAAAAGACUGAAGAACUUCAGAACAGUAAUGAUAUUGACCACAAGCUCCAUAUUCAAAAAGCCAAGACACUGAUAGUAAUUCUAAACAAAUAUCCUACACUGCUGAACUCUUCUGAAGUGAAGAAGACAUUAAGAAAGCUGAAAUGGGUUCCUGUUUACAAGGAAAGACCACAGAAUUACCCCUAUUCUUUAGUUUGGAAGGGAGAAAUGAUUAGUAUAUGUGCCCCACCAGAAAUCUGUGAUAUAUCCCAUGCUGCUUUAGUGGGUUCAUCAGUCCCGCUUGUAGAAAAUCUUUCUUUGGAAGUAGUAAAAUAUCUUGGCAUUUCUGCUGAACCUAAUAUUGAUCAUGUUGUCCAGCAUUUGAAGGUGGUUGUUCACUGGUAUAUGUCACAAACAUUUAAUGAUGAUGACUAUUACCAGUUUCAACAUAUAUUAUUUGAAAUUUACGGUUUCAUGCAAAGUCAUUUGGACAGUAGUAUGGAAACAUUUAACCUGUUGACAUUUCCAUGGGUUUGGACAGGUCGAACAUUUUCAGCUCCUGCAUCAGUAGUCUUAACACCUGUACCUGAUCUUGACCUUCAGCCUUAUCUUCAUACUUUGCCAAAAACCUUGGGUAAAUUCCACCAGCUAUUUAAGUUAUGUGGUUCCAUAGAUAAACUGACACCAGAACACAUUUUUAAGGUUAUUCAGUGCAUAAAAAAUGUGAGUGAGCAAGAAGUGAAUGAACAGAAGAACAAGCAAAAUCUCCUCCUUAUGCUUAACAUUAUCCGUUGGCUUCAUGAUAAUCAGAUUUCUGUGGGUCUUGAUACACCUGUACCAGUACAUUGUAGUAAAGAUCCUUCAAGGCUGCAGAUGAAAUCCAUUCAGGAGUGUACCUAUUGUGACAUAAAAGUUGAUGAUCUUAAUGACUUACUUGAAGAUGCUCUAGAGCCAAUUAUUUUGAUACAUGAGGGUAUCCCUAUGAAAACUGCUGAGUGGCUGAAAGUGCCAUGCUUGAGUACACGAUUAAUAAACCCAGAAAACAUGGGAUUUGAACAGUCUGGUCAAAUAGAGCCCCUUACAGUACGCAUUAAAAAUAUAUUGGAGGAAUACCCUGCUGUUUUAGAUGUUUUUAAGGAACUGUUACAAAAUGCUGAUGAUGCCAGUGCAUCCCAGUGUAACUUUCUGAUAGAUAUGAGAAGAAAUUUGGACAUCAGAGAAAACCUUCUUGAUCCAGGAAUGGCGGCUUGCCAUGGGCCUGCCCUUUGGUCCUUCAAUGAUUCUCACUUCACAGACUUGGACUUUAUAAAUAUUACUCGGUUAGGGGGGUCGCUAAAGAGAGAAGAAAUUGAUAAAGUUGGUAAAUUUGGGUUAGGUUUCAAUUCUGUUUAUCACAUUACUGAUAUUCCAACUAUUAUGAGUAGAGAAUUUAUGAUCUUGUUUGACCCAAAUAUUAAUCAUCUCAGUAAGCAUAUUAGAGACAAAUCUAAUCCAGGCAUAAAGAUCAAUUGGAGUAAGCAGCAAAAGAGGCUACGGAAGUUUCCGAAUCAGUUCAAACCAUUCAUCAAUGUUUUUGGUUGUCACUUGCCACUGAAUGUAGAAUGUCCUUACAGUUUUGAAGGUACUCUUUUUAGGCUUCCUUUCAGAACACAGCAAGAGGCAGCAUUGAGUGAAAUUAGUAACAUUUAUUAUAAUACAGCAGAUGUUUAUACACUUGUUGAUGAAUUUAGUAUGUGUGGUCACAGACUCAUUCUUUUCAAUCAAAAUGUUAACAAUAUGGUCUUAAAAUAUCUGAAGCCUGAAGAAACAAGUCCUACUGCAGCACAAGAUGUCAUCACAAUCCAGAAAAAAAUAUGUCUGUCAAAGGUUGCUGCAAGUCCCAUGAAUAUUUUAAAAGAGGCAGCAAAAUUAAUGAAGAUUUGUACUGUCAGUAGAAAGCUGUAUGCUAAUGUACCAAAGUCUUCUUGUGUCAUUCAAAUUAUAGUUGAAGAGUUCCACCAUGUACUUAGGCGGGUCACGGAUCUUCAGUCUCCUCUUUUCAGAGGCCCAGAAGAUGACCCAUCUUCUUACUUUGAGAUGUUCGCAAAAUCAGUGCAGGCUAAAAAGUCAGGUGAUGAACUUGCACAAAAGACUGUUGAUUCAACAACGUGGCUUAUAUGCUCUUGCAUGGAUGUUGGAGAAGCACUGAAACUGUCCUUGCUUGAAAGUGGACAGAGGUUAGGGCUUGUUCCUUGUGGUGCUGUAGGGGUACCACUGUCUGAAACUGAGGAUCUGAAGUGGACCUUCAAGCACAACAGCCCUGCAGCUGGAGAAAUAUUCUGCUAUUUGCCUUUACGGAUUAAAACAGGGCUGCCUGUUCACAUUAAUGGAUGUUUUGCUGUCACUUCUAAUAGAAAAGAAAUUUGGAAAACAGACACAAAAGGUAGAUGGAACUCCAUAUUCAUGAGACACGUAAUUGUUCGUGCUUAUUUGGAAGCUCUGUGUGUAUUACGUGACAUGACAGUCAGUGGCGAACUUGUCAACUAUAGUUACUAUUCAGUGUGGCCCGAUCCUAAUUUAGUGCAUGAUGAUUUUUCUGUAAUUUGGCAAGGAUUAUAUGAAGAUAUAGCUAAAGAGAGAGACAAAGAAUAUGCCAAACUAUUUUCUGAUGGAUCUUCAUGGGUCUCUAUGCAUAAUGUAAGAUUUUUAGACGAUUCGUUGCUUAAAAAAAAUGAUGUUGGUUCUGCAGCCUUUCAAAUCUUUGUGAAAUAUCUUAAAAAAACUGGAUCAAAAAAUCUCUGUGCUGUAGAGCUUCCCUCAUGGGUAAAGGCAGGGUUUGAGGAAGCUGGAUGCAAAACUACUCUGUCAGAUAAUACCUUUUCUGAGAAGCAGUUUUUCUCUUAUGUAUUUUUCCCUAAUGUUCAAGAAAUUGAAGCAGACUUGCGGGAUCCUUUAAUGCUUUAUGUUCUGAAUGAGAAGCUGGAGGAGUUUGCUGAGUUCUUCUGCAGUACUGCCUGCAUACCAUGCUCAGCUGAUUCCAGUCAGCUUGCUUUACCUUCUAGACUGAUACAUCCAGAAGGCAGAGUGGCAAAACUUUAUGAUUUAAAAGAUGGAAGAUUUCCUUAUGGUACUGUACAGACUUAUCUCAAUCCAGUUAUUUUGGUCAAACUUGUGCAGUUAGGCAUGGCUAAAGAUGAUAUCUCUUGGGAAGACCUUUUAGAACGUGCCAGAUCUGUAGCUGAGCUAAAUGAAAGUGAUCAUACUGCAGCUUGUAUCAGAAGCAGUAUUAUUUUAAGUCUAAUUGAUGAAAAACUAAAACAUAGAGACCAAAAGGGCAAAGAGUUUGUUACAAGCCUACAAGCCAUAGAUUUUCUUCCAUUUCUGUCAAAACCUGCUGGGUUUUCUUUGUCAUGGAAAGGUGCUGACUUCCAUCCUUAUAAAAUGUUUUCUGUAAAUGAUGUAUAUAUUGUUGACCAUCAAGACACUGUUUGUCUUCUUAAGCCUAUCCUGAAUGAAAAUUCUCCUUCCUUUAAAGGAUGCGGCCCUGUGUCUCUGGCUGUGAAAGAAUUCUUGGGAUUGCUCAAAAAACCAUCUGUUGAGCUGGUAAUAAAUCAGCUAAAAGAGGUGUCAAAAUUAUUUGAUGGAAUUACUUUGUACCAAGAGAGUAUUACCAGUGCAUGCUACAAAUUUCUGCAUGAUGAAAUGCUAAACAGCGAAUCUGCAAAACUACAUAUUAUUGAGGCACUUAAGGACAGCAGUUUCAUUCUUGUUGAGAAUACAUAUGUCAGCCCAUCAAAAGUUGCUUGUCAUUUGAACUUUGAUGCAACUCCCUAUCUUUUUCAAUUACCUAACAAAUAUAAAAAUAAUUUUCGUGAGCUGUUUGAAGGUGUAGGUGUACAAUCUUCUUUUACAGUUGAAGAUUUUGCACUAUUGCUUGAGUUAGUUAAACAAGAAUAUGAUAUCAGGCCUUUAACAGAGAGCAACUUUCAACUCUGUCGAAGGGUAAUUACUGAAGGAAUAUGGGGUCUUAUUAGAGAAAAAAAUCAAGAAUUUUGCAAGAAACACUAUGGAGAAAUACUUUUGCCAGAUUCUCAGUUCUGUCUUUAUCCAGCUAAAUCUUUGUGUUACAAUGAUUGCCCAUGGAUCAAAGUCAAAGACUCAGCUGUGAAGUACUGUCAUGCUGAUAUACCUAGGGAAGUUGCAGUUAAACUUGGAGCAGUGCCUAAGCGCCAUAAGGCCUUGGAGAGAUAUGCUUCAAAUAUUUGCUUCACUACCCUUGGAAGUGAGUUUGGGCAGAAGGAGAAGCUUACUAGUAGAAUUAAGAGCAUUCUUAAUGCAUAUCCGUCAGAAAAAGAAAUGUUAAAAGAACUUCUUCAAAAUGCAGAUGAUGCCAAAGCUACAGAAAUAUGUUUCAUUUUUGAUCCCAGGGAACAUCCAGUAGAUAGAGUAUUUGAUGAAAAGUGGACACCGAUUCAUGGGCCAGCAUUAUGUGUGUAUAACAAUCGGCUAUUUACUGAAGAUGAUAUCAGAGGAAUUCAGAACCUUGGUAGAGGUACAAAGGAAUAUAAUCCAAUUAAAACUGGACAGUAUGGUAUUGGAUUUAAUUCUGUUUAUCACAUCACUGACUGCCCUUCCUUCCUUUCUGGUAAUGAUGUUCUGUGCAUCUUUGAUCCACAUGCCAGGUAUGCACCAGGUGCAACAUCUCUCAGUCCUGGCCGUAUGUUCAGGGACUUGGAUUUAGACUUCAGAACACAGUUCUCAGAUGUGCUGGGCUUGUACUUAGGAGAGCUCUUUCACCUUGAAAAAUCUACUAUGUUUAGAUUUCCAUUACGAAAUUUAGAAAUGGCUAAAGUGUCAGAAAUCUCUUCUGUCCCAGUGUCUGACAGGAUAGUUCAGAACUUUUUAGGUAAGCUACACAGUGAUGGGACAGAACUUUUGAUGUUCUUAAAUCACAUAGAAAAAAUUUCAGUUUGUGAAAUAGAAAAAACAACUGGUGCUCUGAAUGUUUUAUAUUCUGUGACAGCUAGAAUUACAGAUGGAGACCGACUGAAACGCAAGCAGUUUCAUGGUUCUGUAAUAGACAGUGUUACAAAAAAAAGGCACUUAAGUGACAUUCCUGUUCAUCAGAUUACUUUCACCAUGGAUAUUGAAGACUCUGAAAGCAACCUGACAACUUGGCUUGUGUGCAAUAGGUCAGGCUUUUCCGAUAUUCAGAACGUCUCCAAAAGUGUAGUAUCAGCACACAAAAAUGAAGACAUUACACUUUUUCCUCGUGGUGGAAUUGCUGCUUGCAUUAGUCACAAUUACAAAAAGUCCUGCAGAGCAUUCUGUUUCCUGCCUUUAUCCUUAGAAACAGGAUUACCUUUUCAUGUAAAUGGGCACUUUGCCUUAGACUCUUCCAGAAGAAAUCUUUGGCGUGAUGACAAUGGAGUUGGUGUUCGAAGUGACUGGAAUAACAGUCUAAUGACAGCUUUGAUUGCUCCAGCAUAUGUUGAAUUGCUUGUUCAGCUAAAAAGGCAUUACUUUUCAGGUCCUGACCCUGCAACAACCAUUUUGCAUAAUACAUCUAUUCACUGUGUGAAGGACAGUCUGAAAAAGUUUUUGUUUUUCUUUCCAGUUAACAGAACUGAUAUUCAGCCAGAUUGGUACAGCCUUGUAAAAGCCAUUUAUAACUGCAUCUAUGAUGAUUUAAAACGCCUUUUACCUGUUCUUCGAGCACCAAAUAUAGACAGUUCAGAACUGCAUUCUGCAAUUAUUAUUAAUUGGAUAAGCCUGUCUACCACAAAUAAAGACAGACCGUUUUUUGACAAUCUCUUGCAAGAUGAAUUGCAGCAUCUUAAGAAUACAGAAUACAACAUUACAUCACGGAAGACCAUAGCAGAAAAUGUUUAUAGAUUAAAAAACUUGCUUUUAGAAAUUGGUUUCAAUUUAGUUUACAACUGUGAUGAGACAUCUGUUCUUUUCCAUUGUCUGCAUGAUGCUGGCAUUCCUGUGAGCUAUGUGACACCUGCAGACAUCCGUGCUUUUCUGAUGAAUUUCUCAUUACCUGACAUGAGUUGCAGAAUAGGAAAAUUGCCAUGCAGACUUCAGCAAACCAAUCUUAAGCUAUUUCACAACUUAAAACUUCUGACAGAUUAUUGCUUCAAAGAUGCUGAAGAAGUUGAGAUAAAAGUGGAAGGAUUGCCACUUCUUCUUACCCUUGACAAUAUUUUACAAGUUUUUGAUGCUAAACAUCCAAAAUUCUUAACAACAUAUCAUGAUUUAAUUCCAUCUCGUAAAGACCUUUUCAUGAACACACUUUAUCUGAAAUACAGUAGCAUUUUAGUGAGCUGUGGUGUUGCAAAAGUGUUUGACAUCACAAAUUUUGCAGAUCUGUUAGCUUGUGCAUUAGCUAGGGAGUACAGAACCAAGACCGUCAUAAAAUGGAAGGAUAACUAUGCAAGCGAAUCUUGGCUCAAAAGUGUAUGGCAUUUCAUUAGCGAAUGUAUAUCACCAAAAGAAAGUCAGGGAGACAGAACAACAUUUGACAUUGCUGUUGACAUUCUGAGAGACUGGGCAUUGCUGCCAGGAAUAAAAUUCACUGUUUCAAGCAAUCAUUUGAUUAUUCCAGAGUCUGAUGUUUUGGUACCUGUCAGUCUAAUGCACAUUGCAUUUUUCCCAAAUGUGCAGAAUGACCGAUUGUUUCAUUGUCUCAUGAAAGCAGGGUGCAUCCAGCUGGCAGUGAACAAAUUUUGUGCUAAAGAAAGCAUGUUGCUGUGUCUGUUAUCAGAAAAUACAGCAAAUGUAGAUAACCCAAGUAGUGUUCUUAAAGCAUUGGAUUACAUGAUCCAGAACUCAGUAAUCCAGACUAAGCAUCUUUCAGACAGUGAUUUUGAGACACUGCUUAUGUAUUUUAACUGUAAUUUACCUCAGUUGUCAAGUGAAGAUCAUAAAACUUUGAAAUCACUUCCAUUCUACAAAGCCACUAAUGGACGUUACAUUGGCAUUUACAAAUAUAAAACUUGCUUUGUACUUACAGAAAAAAUACCAUCUGCUGAAACAGAUAAAUGGGCCCAGUCUCCAUCUUCUGCUUUUCUUAUAGAUAAUCCUCAGCUGAAGGAUUUGUACAGUCUGAUAGGAUGUGUUCCUAUAGAUGACCUUGAGGUUUAUUUGAACCACUUACUGCCAAAAUUUGAAAGUCUUUCUUAUGAUGCAAAGACAGACCACCUUAUUUACUUAAAACAAAGACUUUCUAGCAUAGAUGAAACUGUGGAGAUAAGGGAGCAGCUGUUAGAAAAGUUGGAAGGCCUUGCUAUUGUAUAUGAUUCUAGUAAUAGGCUUAAGCCUGUAAAGAAUUUUUUUGACAGAACAGUGAAGGUUUUUGAAGUCAUGCUGUCUGAAAAGUGCUUCAUACCUCAAGAAUUUUUCAAAAAAUUAGAGCAAAUCACAAAGCCUAAGAAUUAUGCAGCAUUUUACUCAUCAUGGAUACAUUUUCUUAGAAAAAUAGGACUUAAAUAUGUUGUCACACAGCAGCAUUUUUUGCAGUUUACAAAAGAAGUUAGUAUGAGAGCACAGACAGAAGGAUGGACCAAAGAGAUUUUGCAGAAUGUUGUUGAUGUGCUACUCAAUCACAUAUUUCAGGAGCGUACAGAUUUAUUGUCAGGUAGUUUUUUAAAAGAACUCUCUAUGGUUCAGUUCUUGUGCCCAGAACGUGCUCCUGCAGAACUUGUCAGACUUCAUCCUCAGUAUCAGGAAUUAAAUGGGACACUUCCAUUGGUACGUUUUAAUGGAGCUCAAGUAAAUGGCAAAUUUAAACAAACCGAUAUCAUGCAGUUGUUAUGGACAUCAUGUCCAGUACUCCCAGAGAGAACAAUACCCACAGUAAUAAAAGAUCAAGAAGGAAGUGACUUAACUGUCCAGGAGCAACUGGAACAAGUACUAAAUAUGCUUAAUGUUAACAUUAAUCCCCCACUGGACAAAGUUGUUAAGAAUUGCAGAAACAUUUGCACCAUACCUUCCUUAGAUGAGGACAUGGUAAAGACUAGGGUCAAGGUCUUGAAAGGCAUUUAUGAAUAUCUUAGUACAGAAAAAAGAGACUUUCGUUAUCAGCUACGGGGUAUUUCAGUUGUUAUGGUUGAAGAUGGGUGGAAGCUUCUUAAGCCUGACGAAGUAGUAAUAAAUCUUGAGAAUGAAUUUGACUUUAAACCUUAUUUGUACAAACUGCCAAUGGAACUUGGUAGUUUUCACCAGCUGUUUAAACUUCUUGGUACUGAGGAUGUAGUUUCAAUAAAACAAUAUGCUGAUGUUUUGAACCGUAUCUUUAAGAAUUCUGAAGGCAAACACCUUGAUCCCAAUGAGAUGCGUACUGUGAAAAGGUCAGUUUCAGGGCUUUUUAAAACUCUUCAAAAUGAUCCUGUGAAAGUCAGAGAAGAGCUGGAUAGUUUUCGUGAUUUAGCCCUUUAUCUUCCAAGUCAGGAUGGUAGAUUAGUGAAGUCUAGUAAUUUAGUUUUUGAUGAUGCUCCUCAUUAUAGGAGCAGGAUACAGGGCAAUAUUGGAGUACAGAUGCUUGUAGAUCUCUGCCAGUGCUACUUAGGAAAAGAUCAUGCUUUUCACACAAAACUAAUGAUGUUACUUCCUCAGAAACUGAGACCACGGUUACUCAGUAGCAUAUUAGAAGAACAUCUUGAUGAAGAGACUCCUAAAAUCUGCCAGUUUGGAACACUGUGUUCUUUGCAAGGUCGACUACAGUUGCUUCUGUCUUCUGAGCAGUUUGUCAUAGGGCUUGUUAGGAUUAUGAAACAUGAAAAUGACAAUGCUUUUUUAGCCAAUGAAGAAAAGGCAGUAAAGCUAUGCAAGGCCUUGCGAGAGGGAUUGAAAGUUUCCUGUUUUGAUCGUCUUCAAACAACAUUACGCAUUAAGGGAUGUAGUCCAAUUCCAUUCAGCAAGAGUGAAACACUUGCUUUUCUUAAGAGAUAUGGAAAUGCAAUAAUACACCUUUACAUCCAGCAUUCUGAUAGCAAAGAUAUAAACUUCCUGUUAGCAUUAGCACUGACAUUAAAAUCUGCAACUGACAAUUUGAUUUCUGAUACAUCCUAUUUAAUUGCCAUGUUGGGAUGCAGUGACAUUUACAGAAUCAAUGAGAAGCUGGAUAGCUUAGGGGUAAAGUAUGAUUCUUCUUCUGAGCCUUCAAAACUUGAACUUCCUUUGCCAGGCACACCAAUUCCAGCAGAAAUCCACUGUACUCUUCUCAUGGAUCCAAUGAAUAUAUUCUACCCAGGGGAAUAUGUUGGAUACCUUAUUGAUUCUGAAGGAGGUGAUAUUUAUGGAUCUUAUCAGCCAACUUAUACAUAUGCUAUUAUAGUACAAGAAGUGGAAAGGGAAGGUGCUGAAAACACAAGCUUUUUAGGCAAGUUUUAUCAAAUUGACAUUGGAUACAGUGAGUAUAAAGUUGUAAGUUCUCUUGAUCUGUACAAGUUUUCAAGGCUUGAUGAAAGCUCACACAGCAGAGAUAGUGCACCAUCUACUCCAACAAGUCCAACAGAAUGUCCGUCAGCUGGAGGGCCACGUAUUGCCUCAUCUGUUUUUUCAGAAAAGGAAACUCACAAACCACUACCUUCAAAAAAACAUUCCCCUAAAAAACUUAAGCUGAGUUCUUUGCCAGAAAUACUUAAAGAGGUGACAUCAGUGUUAGAACAAGCUUGGAAGCUGUCAGAAUCAGAAAGAAAAAAAAUUAUUAGACGUUUGUAUCUUAAGUGGCAUCCAGACAAAAAUGCAGAAAAUCUUGAAAUCGCUACAGAAGUAUUCAAACAUUUACAGAAUGAAAUUAGUAGACUAGAGAAACAAGCUUACAGUGAUCAGAAUGUUGACAGGACAUCAAGAAGAACAUACCAAGCUUCAUCUGCUCGCUUUCAGUCAGAACGUUUUUCUUUUCAAAGAUUUUAUACUUCAUGGAAUCAAGAAGCAACAAGUCAUAGGACUGACAGACAGCAAUUUAAAGAAAAAUUCUCAAACUGUUCAGGAUCAGCAUAUUCUCCACGUUUCUUUGUACCACCAACUUUCAAGUCAGUUGGCAAUCCAGUAGAAGCACGUAGGUGGCUUAGACAAGCACGAGCUAAUUUUUCUGCUGCAAGAAAUGACCUUAAUAAAAACGCCAAUGAAUGGGUGUGUUUUAAAUGUUAUCUUUCAACAAAAUUAGCUUUAAUUGCAGCUGACUACGCUGUUAGAGGUAAAUCAGACAAAGAUGCAAAACCAGUUGCACUUGCUCAAAAGAUAGAAGAAUACAGUCAGGAAUUAACAGGACUUGCAAGUGAUGUCCAAACCUUAGAAGCAUAUGGUGUAGAUAGUUUAAAAACUCGCUACCCUGAUUUGUUGCCUUUCCCACAAAUUCCAAAUGAUAGAUACACUUCUGAAGUAGCAUUAAGAGCAAUGGAGUGCACUGCUCGAAUUGUUAUUCAAAUUGAAAAUUUCAUUCAACAAAAAUUGUAGUCAUCAUUAACUUUCAGCAUUUAUUUCAGCAGAAAUUGUAAAAGAGCAAUGUACAAAGACAUGGAAUUCAGAGCAAUUAUGUGCAUUGUCAAAGGUUAAAUGUGCAAAUUACUGUAAUUUAUAAAAUAUUUUCCUUCUGGAUGAUGGUUUAUAACUGUGUAGUAUUAUAUUCAUCCAGAAUAGUAACACAGUAUUGCAAAGAGCACAGAUACACUGAGCCAGGUAAUAAAAUGUGGAAUAAACUAGUACUGUGUAAGGAACAGAGGGCUGAGAAGAGCGAGGUAUUCAUUGGUUUUGUUAGCUGUAUAUCAAUGCUGUAGUACUUGUACAGAAUAGUCAAUUGCACUUUAUUUAACCAAAGCUUGUAUUGUUAAUUUAAUAUGUUAAAUAGUUGUCAUUCAUAAAUGGGGCUGUACAACUAUACUUUUUAUAAAUAUCACAUGGUUAUUUGUUAUAUUUGUAAUUUGGUUGCAGAUCAUCAGUGCUGUAGCUUUUGUAUGCAACAGCCUACAGUCAAUACUGAAGAAACACAAUUCCUUCAUAUACUGUUUUCAGCUGGAUCUGAUUUAUGUAAUGUUUCACUUCAUGUUAAAUGUUUAUAUUUGCAUUUAUUUUACAGCUCAGUUAAUGUUACUUAUUUCAGGUGGUACUCUGCCUUGCAUUUUAUUAGCCAGUGAAGCAGACAGCAGUCUGUCAAGGUACUUUGUUAUGCAACUAGUUUAUCAUUGACUGCAAGACUCUUUUGCCACUUCAUUUUUGUUAUCAUAAUUAGUUUGAACCCAUCUUCAUAUUCAUGUUCUGCUAGUUAGUUGUCCAAAGUAUCAUAUAAAAAUUCCCAGCAGUCUUCCUAAUGUGCCUGCUUGAAACCCCAUCCUUUGUUUUAAAUUCUCACCUGUCAGCUUUCUAACAAUCAUGUAUUCCUGUACCAUAUCAUCUGUUUCUGUUCUUUCUAAUGAGAAUGGCAUAUAGUGCAUGUAGCCCCCUAAUUACACUCCAGUAUCAGGAAAAAGACAAAUCAGUUGAGAGCUUCAUUAGUGCAAGAUCCCGAUCUUAACAGUUGAUAAGCUAUUAAGAUCGUGUCUUGCACUAAGAAAUGACAGUGCCAGCUGGCAAGUGAGUGUGGCAGAAAUCAAAACAGUUUGUGUGUGCCUAUUUAUUUCUACAAUCUGCCUCUGACUUAGUUUGAAAAUUUUAUCUUGAUGGGUCUUGCUGUCUGUCUGACAGCUCUGGCCAAGUGCUUUACAAGCUUUAUAAACCAGCAAAAGACUUACUGCUUUCUUUUCUAUAACUAAUAGUACACGGAAAAGAUAAAUUUCGAUCCAGUACAAGGAAUUAUGAUCAGAUCUUCAGUCAUAACCUAAUAUUAUGUGUUCUCAAAAUUAAUAUCAAGCUUCACUCUCAAGGUGAAUUUCUUAACAUCCAUGUCUUAAACUCUUAACACAGUUGUGAUCUAAGACCUAAUUAUAAUCUUCUGUAUUAAGUUUGCCAGAUAUUUUGUAGUAGUUAAACUCUUGCAGCUCCUCAUUGAGUAAGGUCAUGUAUAUCUGUUUGGAAGGUUUGGAGACAAAGCCCGAGAGGCAAGAUUACAUUGGUUUGGACAUGUGCUGAGGAGGGAUGUAGAGUAUAUUGGGAAAAAGAUACUAAGGAUGAAGUUGC